AUGGAUAAGAGAAAGCAAGGAAACAAAAAGGAGGAAACUUCAACAUACAUGGAUUUGAAAUCCACCAGGAUGGAACUGAAAUCAAUAAUGAAAGAUAUCGAGUAUAUGGGCCCCUCUCAUAUGACAUGGAAAGAGAAAAAGGCUUUGGAAAACAAGAAUAUAGUUUCUCUCGGUGGAAAGCCUCCGAAGAAGCCUGCCUUUAAGCGUAGCGCGAGCGGUGAUGAAAAAUCAGAAAGAAAGGGAUCAAAAGGCGUUACAAGAGGGAAGCGUGGAAACCGUAGCAAACGGGAAUCUGCCUCGCACAAACCCGAGGAUAGAGUACUGAUGUCAACAGCUGGCCAUUUUAGAAAUGGUGUACUCGAUGUUAAAGAGUUGUUGAAAUCUAACGCGUCUUCUAGUGACCGUGGUGGCUCCAGAAGUCAUGGGUUUGGUGGUGGUUCAGGUGAUCACGGGUUUGGUGGUGGUUCUGGUGGUCAUGGGCUUGGUAAAGGCGGCAAGAAGAAGGGUGGCAAAAAGAACCAUGGAAAGAAAGGUGGUCGUCGGAAACGCCAUUAG
Molecule: messenger RNA, 555 nt
Organism: Helianthus annuus (common sunflower)
Lineage: Eukaryota; Viridiplantae; Streptophyta; Magnoliopsida; Asterales; Asteraceae
Product: glycine, alanine and asparagine-rich protein
Exons: 4
Coding region: 1-555 (184 amino acids)
Biological process (GO): maturation of SSU-rRNA from tricistronic rRNA transcript (SSU-rRNA, 5.8S rRNA, LSU-rRNA)
Cellular component (GO): nucleolus
Source: RefSeq, a predicted model, not a curated record